Molecule: messenger RNA, 1336 nt
Organism: Tetranychus urticae (two-spotted spider mite)
Lineage: Eukaryota; Metazoa; Arthropoda; Arachnida; Trombidiformes; Tetranychidae
Gene: Sc2
Product: trans-2,3-enoyl-CoA reductase Sc2
Biological process (GO): very long-chain fatty acid biosynthetic process
Molecular function (GO): protein binding; oxidoreductase activity, acting on the CH-CH group of donors
Source: RefSeq, a predicted model, not a curated record
GUGACACAAGUAACCAGGUAAGGUUUGAAUCCUCUUCUGGUUGAUCAAGUUUUGAUUGCCGUCUCAGCAAACAUCAUCACUUCAACUUUUAUCGUGUCUGUCAGCAUUAAUUUAAUUUUGUUUUAGUGAAUUUGCUUGUGCCCUUUAGAACACAAUGGAGUUGGAAAUCGUUAAAUCUGGAUCUAAUGAGACUGUCAUUGCUACACUUUUUGAUGUUAGUCCAUCAUCAAAGAUACGAGAUAUUAAAAAACUCAUUCACAAACAGAAGAAAUCUUUGUACCCUGACAGACAAGCUCUUCGAAUCGAACCAAAGGGAAAAUCCCUUGACGAUGAUGUUCAACUAAAGAGCAUUAGCGCUAAUCUCAAGAACAGUAAAAAACUUUUCCUCAAAGACUUGGGUCCUCAAAUCGGUUGGAAAACGGUUUUCUUUUGGGAAUACUUUGGUCCUCUGAUCUGUUACAUGGUUUCCUACACCAGACCUGAAAUCUUAUACGGCAAAGGAGCUGCCACUAAACCAAUGCACCAAGUUGUUCAUUAUGCUGCUGUUUGCUGGUCAUUCCAUUACAUCAAGAGAAUACUCGAAACUUUAUUCGUGCACCGAUUCUCUCAUGGAACUAUGCCACUCUUCAAUUUAUUCAAGAAUUGCUCAUAUUAUUGGGGUUUCGCAUUUUACAUUGGAUAUUAUGUAAAUCAUCCCCUUUACACUCCACCAUAUUUCGGCAGCCUUCAAAUAAACAUUGGAUUGCUUGGAUUCAUUCUUUCUGAGCUUGGAAACUUCAGUAUCCACAUUGCCCUGAGAAACCUCCGACCUCCUGGAACCAGGGAGCGAAAAAUUCCUGUACCAACUGGAAAUCCAUUUACUACUCUUUUCAAUUUUGUCUCAUGUCCUAAUUAUACUUACGAAGCAUACUCUUGGAUCUUUUUCACGAUUCUCACCCAAUGCUUACCCGCUGGCCUAUUUACUGCAGCUGGAUUAUUCCAAAUGACACUUUGGGCUCUUGGAAAACACCGAAAUUACAAGAAGGAGUUUUCUAAUUAUCCAAGAGGAAGAAAAGCAAUUAUUCCUUUCUUACUCUAAGAAAGUUUAAUACAUUUUAUCAACAAAAGCAUUUGCUAUAGAUGGGUACAAAAGAUGGGAAAACUAAAUGAAUAAUGAUUAUGUUAAAUGAGUCACUGUCAUGGUCAACAAUUAAAUUUUUUUGUUUAUCAACAAUCUCUCAAUCUAUCUUCUUUGUAAAAUAGGGUAGCUGGUUCAGAGGCAGAUAAUUGUCAAUCAUUCUACAGUCAAAGCUGUCUCUAAAUUAUCAAUACAUGUCAAUCAAUUUAAUCAAAUUAA